Molecule: messenger RNA, 904 nt
Organism: Theileria equi strain WA
Lineage: Eukaryota; Apicomplexa; Aconoidasida; Piroplasmida; Theileriidae
Product: signal peptide containing protein
Exons: 1
Coding region: 83-904 (273 amino acids)
Source: RefSeq, a predicted model, not a curated record
AACGUAUUCCAGAAUGUUAUGGUAGCCAUAUAGGUUUAAUCUUUUGCCGGUAAGUUGUGGUCGUCCUUGUGUGGGAAGGAAGAUGAAGAUCUGGGCACUAUUCUUCACACUAAAUGUACUGUGGCUGUGCAAAUGUAGAUACGAGGAUGAACCAAAUCUAAAUCAUUCAGAGAGAUCAGCAUGGAAUUCAGAACUUCACGAUACUCUGCCUUUCAGCCGUAUCUGCAUAGACCUCUCAAUUCCAGAUGAAGAAGUUUACCAAUCCAUUUACUAUGUCUAUGACGAUGUUCCCACCAAGCUCAUUGUGCCAGAGAUUAAUGUAUAUGCGGGGAGAUUGUCGAAUGGUCAAGAGGCCAUUUGGACCGCAGAGAAUGAAACCAUCCAUUACGCAAAGGUAUUGCUGAGAAAUGGCCAACCUGAACUUGUAUUCGUGAAAACUCAAGGCCUCGGUAUAUCGCAUGAACAUUGUAUCAACAAAAAUGGAAAUAGAUGGGUGGAGUGCUCACCUAAAUACCACGAAAGGGUAAAUGCCCUAAAGAUUCUUGUGAGGCAAAGGAAAAAUAUUGCCAUGGAUCUUGAUAGGAAUUACGAUGAAGGAUAUAUAUCAUUCCACCUUGUACUCAUGGGUCUCCCAUUUAAUUCCUACGUUCCCAAAGUCGGUCAUGAUGCCACAAAAGUGGUUCACAAUGGAGAUAAUAUAUGGGUAGCCUCUAGUGGUGAGAAAUGUACGUCUGCUCUUUUCAGCUCAAAGGGUUCUUCCACUCUUCUUGGUAUAGACAUUACUAACAGUAGCUCUACCUACUCCAAAUUCUUUGAGAAAAUUGGUGGAUCAUGGAAUGAGAUUACAGAAGAGGAGUUUUACACAAAGACUUCAGAGAUCAACAGUCAUGUUGAUUCCUCAUAA